Hylaeus anthracinus is the source of this 1187-nucleotide messenger RNA. It is a transcript of the gene Irbp18, whose product is annotated as CCAAT/enhancer-binding protein gamma. The transcript has 4 exons. Gene Ontology annotation, molecular function: RNA polymerase II cis-regulatory region sequence-specific DNA binding; DNA-binding transcription factor activity, RNA polymerase II-specific. The coding region runs from base 200 to 571 and encodes 123 amino acids. Lineage: Eukaryota; Metazoa; Arthropoda; Insecta; Hymenoptera; Colletidae. The record is from RefSeq and is a predicted model, not a curated record. Gene Ontology annotation, biological process: DNA-templated transcription; regulation of transcription by RNA polymerase II.
AAGAGGUGUCGCCACAUCACAGAUGAUCACAGAUCACCUGCAAGCUAGCUUUAAAUAGAAUUUCAUCAUCUUCAAGUCGUAUUUGAAUUAUGUUGGAUGUGAUACACAUAACAGCGUAUUGGUUGUAAAAGUGGCUGUUUAUAAAAGUUUUCUCGAAAGUUGUAUACAGGAAUGUAAAGAGCUGCAUGGAAACUCAAAAAUGGCACCAAAAAAUAAAGUGAACAGUGUACCUGGAAAUAAAAAGAAAAGACAAGUUUCAGAGGAGGAAGAUGAUGAAGAUUACAGAAAACGCAGGGAUAGAAAUAAUCAAGCUGUAAAACGUUCUAGAGUUAAGAGUAAGUUACGUACUCAGCAAACAUUGGAACGUGUAAACCAAUUGAAGACAGAGAAUGAACUACUUGAGGAAAAAAUUAAAAUGCUCACUAAGGAACUAGGAUUUUUAAAAGAUCUUUUCCUUGCACAUGCAGGUUCAAGUCAACAUUCAGUGAAUUUUCAAGAUCUAGAUUUGAACGCACUUUUGGCUGAUGAUAUAAAGCCUCUACAACAGUCAAAAGAAGGAACUAAGCUAUAGGCUACAUUAAGUUCCACGUGAAGGAAGUAACGUGGUAUUGAUAAAAUCUGAAAUAAAGAUGUACUCUAGUUGGUCCAAUUCCAGCAACAAAAUAGACAUCUUGGAAAGAUGUCUACACCUAAUUGAUUUCUAACUGGAUUGAGGAGCAUAAAAUCUUUACAUUUGGCGAUUUAUUGCACUUGAAAUUGAUCAAUAUUGAAAUUUGAGGCGCUAUACGAGGGAGUGUACAAAAUUUAAAGUAUGGAUGGGUGUUGAAAAAUUGAACAAGUUUCACACAAGAAGUACAAAUCAUUCUUAAUGAAGGAAGAAAAUAAUGCAGAUGUUAACUACAUUUUGACAUCUGUUUGGGAAGUAACUUAAAAUGAAAAUUAAAAAGAUGCCUUCAUGUAGAUAAACAUAAGCAUCCUGUACAUGUGAAUUCGUAUUUUAUAUGAAGAAAGGAACAUACAUUAUUGUUUCUUAUAAUAGCACUGUUUUAAUCAUUCCAGUGUAGUAUUUUAAUUUGUCAUUUGGAUAUUUUAUGCAGUUACGAAUAUACUUGAUAAUCUAGUAAUCUAGUAAUUCAUAAAGCAAUGACAAGAAAUAAUACAAGAAAUAUAUAUAUAUAUAUAUAUAU